Messenger RNA from Chilo suppressalis (striped riceborer), 1724 nucleotides. The record is from the annotation of a GenBank genome assembly. Lineage: Eukaryota; Metazoa; Arthropoda; Insecta; Lepidoptera; Crambidae.
CCCAAAUUGCUGUAAUGCUCUUUAUUUUUAAUAGUUAGGCUAGAGUUAGAUAAUAUUUUGGAUAAUAGUUUAUAUAAAUAGUUUUCUCAAUUGUAAUGAUCUAAAACGACUUAUCAAAAUGGCAAAGGAAGUUUCUAUGUGCACGCAACUGCAACAAUGGAGCCCCGUAAAAGAGACGGCGGGAGCACCAAGCGUGCCCCCUCAAGUGGGAUACUGCUUCCACUCGCCUAAGAAGCACCCAUGGAGGCCUAUCAUGGGCUACGAGGAAAUCGAAGUCACACCUAUGCCAUCUCAACCCAUAACGAAUACCAUGGUGGAUCCCUGCUACACGCCGGCCGGCAUGGCGGCGGAGCCCCUGCGCUUUCCUAACCUGGUGACGGGCUUCGACCGGAGCCCGGAGCACGCCGCACGCGCAGCUCUCUACACACGCUACACGCAGUACGAGUGGAACCAGAACAGCAUCAAGAAUUACAACGAGUCGGAUGCUAAAAGGAACUUCUCGGAACGGGUCAGGAAUGACAUCAUGAGAAUGUUGAGGGAAACUGAUGAGAUCGGCACUCAAGGACAAAGGGACUCUGGAAGGAGGAUCGGUGAACGAAUUACCGACACUACAUUUUGGCGUAACGAGGUAGCAAUAGAAAUGGAGCGUUUGGUAGCCACUUGCGAGAAGCUGAACGACACUCGGCGGCAGCUGGAGCGAGCGAUCGCCGGGAUCGAAGGCCCGCUGCACAUCGUACAAGAGUGUUUAUACCACAGGGAGAAGAGGCAAGGUUUGGAGCAAGUACACGAUUCAGUCGAGCAGUCGUUGUUAAAAGAAGUCGCUAUACUUCGUGAAUGUCAGGACAAAUUCAGGAAUAUGCUGGAAAAGGUGCGAGCGCAGUCGAAGAACUGUCGCGCGACGCAGCACGAGCUGGAGACCGACAUGCGUAACAAGGAGUACGCGCUCGGCAUCGACUCCAUGUGCCAUCAGCUCAACAACUUCUCCAAAGGGCUGCAAUACUACGCGGGCAUAGAGCGCUACGACCCGACGGUGUGCGACACCGCGCGCUGGGCCGCCGCCUCCGCCGCCACGCUGCAACGAUCCCAGUCAGAGCGCGCCAAAGCCGUGCAGAUGUUGUCCGACACGGAGAAUCUGAUCAACGUGUCGGCAACGCAGAUCUGGGACCAAUGGAGCAACAGCAACAGCGCCUUCACGCGCCGCAUUGCGGAGACCAUCGAGAUCAAGAACAAACUGCAGCUGCAUCUACACAAAAUCCAGCAGGAGAUCUUUGACGUGGAGAAGACGCUGGAGCUGCUAAACAAGGCCAUCGAGGACAAGCUGCAGCCCAUGAAGGUGGCGCACACGCGGCUGCAGGCGCGCACCAACCGCCCACACCUGGAGAAGUGCCGCGACGAUGCUCAGCACCGGCUGGUGAAGGAAGUGUGCGAUCUCCAAGAGACGAUGGAGUCGCUCCGCUCUAAGAUCGCAACAGCGGAGGGCACGCACCAAACACUGCUAGGCGUGCGCGCCGGGCUGGAGGCCGAUCUGAGAAACAAGACCACCACACUGUUCAUCGACCGCGACCAGUGCAUGGGGCUGCGACGCGGGUACCCCGUCACCGCUGCCAUCAAGCCAUAAUUGCGUAUAACUAUCUGACAAUAAACUAUACUAACUUACACCACGCGCUUGUUUCAUUGAUAAUUAAAACGUCCAAUAGUACCCGCCACUUGGAACACGAUUGAGG